CAAGAUGAUAUCAUUUCACAACUCUCAGAUAUAAAACAACCAAGAAUUCCCGAACAAGAUAUCAUUCCUGAAUAUACCAUCCAACCAGUCAGUUCUUCGCUUAGACAAAAUGAAAACCAUCAUCGUCUUCCUCGCCCUUGUGGCCCUCGCCCUUGGCCAGUGCGUUCGCGAUGACAGCAACGGACAACCGGCCUGCAAUGCCGUCGAACUGGCGCAAGGACUCUGGCGCAACAACUGGGAUCCCACCGCCUACUGGCAGUGCACGACGUUGAACACCCCAGCCACCCCCCAACGCUGCCCGACCGAGGGAAUGUUCGAUUCCGCCACGCUGACUUGCAUCCGCUGGGACCAGUGGGUCUGGACCGAAACCUGCAAGCCACCGAGCGCACUUUGAAUGCACUGAUUAAGCGAGAAAGAUGGUUUUCGGAAAUAAAUUAGCUAUCUAAGCGAA
Messenger RNA from Armigeres subalbatus, 451 nucleotides. RefSeq lists its product as uncharacterized. Bases 110 to 394 code for a protein of 94 amino acids. Lineage: Eukaryota; Metazoa; Arthropoda; Insecta; Diptera; Culicidae. Gene Ontology annotation, molecular function: chitin binding. The transcript is spliced from 2 exons. The record is from RefSeq and is a predicted model, not a curated record.